Molecule: messenger RNA, 515 nt
Organism: Ailuropoda melanoleuca (giant panda)
Lineage: Eukaryota; Metazoa; Chordata; Mammalia; Carnivora; Ursidae
Product: SAP domain-containing ribonucleoprotein-like
Exons: 9
Coding region: 6-464 (152 amino acids)
Source: RefSeq, a predicted model, not a curated record
ACAAAAUGGCUGGAGCGGGCGGCAGCGACGGUGAAGCCCUGGUUCCCAGGAUGGAGAUCAUAGAAAUGAGUGAUGAGUUAAGAAGAAACAAGCAAGAAAUUGUGAAUGGAUUGAACAUAUUUUUGGAAGAAAAUGAAGAAGAAGAAGUUUCUUUAGAAGAGCUUGAAGAAGAAUUUGACAUUCUUGAGGAGGAAGAAACAGAAACUAUAAGUGAAGAUGGUAGUUCAAAAGAAGCACAUGAUAUUGUAAGAACACCUCAAAAAGUGUCCCUCAGGAAUAUCUCAUCAAUGACAGACGAAGAGAGGCUUAAUAUGAGAAUAAAGAAGUUUGGUAUAAUUACAAAUGAAGAAUUCAGAAAAUCACCAGGAAAUUCUUGCUUUGGAUUCAAUAUGUCAGCUGGCAAAGAAGUCAAUACUGACAUGGAAAAGAAAAGAAAGAGACUGGAACGCUUUGGACUGCUUUGAUAUUCUACCUUAACGUUUCCUCUCCAAGUUUUAUAUAUUAAAGUAAAUAUA